Messenger RNA from Rhizopus microsporus ATCC 52813, 2655 nucleotides. Its product is annotated as leucyl-tRNA synthetase, class Ia. Gene Ontology annotation, biological process: leucyl-tRNA aminoacylation; mitochondrial translation. Gene Ontology annotation, cellular component: mitochondrion. Lineage: Eukaryota; Fungi; Mucoromycota; Mucoromycetes; Mucorales; Rhizopodaceae. The coding region runs from base 1 to 2655 and encodes 884 amino acids. The record is from RefSeq and is a predicted model, not a curated record. Gene Ontology annotation, molecular function: ATP binding; aminoacyl-tRNA deacylase activity; leucine-tRNA ligase activity. The transcript is spliced from 13 exons.
AUGUCAUUUCUGCAUUGUCAGCUUACUCCAAGAUCGCUGGCAAAAACAAGCAGAGCAAAUAUUUUUUUGUUACCCGUUGACUUUGCAGCGAUUGAGACGAAAUGGAAGUCAAGGUGGCAAUCAGUCAAACCUGCUCCUGUCGAUCCUUCUAAACCCAACUAUUAUACACUAUCCAUGUUUCCCUACCCAAGCGGUAUGCUUCAUAUGGGCCAUGUUCGAGUGUAUACAAUAAGCGACACCAUUCAACGAUUUCGCAAGAUGUUGGGUUACAACGUUUUACACCCCAUGGGCUGGGACGCAUUUGGUCUGCCUGCUGAAAAUGCGGCUAUUGAACGAGGAAUACAUCCUGCUGAAUGGACAACAAAGAAUAUCGCAGCCAUGAAGGAGCAAAUGUCUAAAUUAUGCAUUGACUUUGACUGGUCAAAGGAAGUGACAACCUGUGAUCCCAAGUACUAUCGAUGGACUCAGUACAUAUUCUUGGAAUUAUACAAUGCAGGAUUAGCCUAUCAAAAGGAAGCUGUGGUCAAUUGGGAUCCUGUAGAUCAGACUGUAUUAGCAAACGAGCAAGUGGAUCCAGAAGGAAAAUCAUGGCGUUCAGGUGCUUUAGUAGAAAGAAAAAAAUUGAAGCAGUGGUUUUUUAAAGUAACUGAAUUUGCAGAGGAUCUUUUGAAAGAUAUCGACAGACUAGAAAAUUGGCCAGAGCGCGUAAAACAGAUGCAGCGUAACUGGAUUGGAAAGUCAAAGGGUGCAGAGUUUACAUUUAAUACACCUAUCAAGGUGUUUACCAGUAGACCAGAUACAAUCUUUGGUGUACAAUACCUGGUGCUUGCACCAGAACAUCCUCUUGUGAACAAAGAAAACUUACCGUCUGAGCACGCAGACGCAGUGCUUGAUUUUGUUGAAGGAUUAAAGAAAAAGCAAAAUAUGGAUGCUGCUGAAGAAAGUAAACAGGGUGUCUUUACAGGCUUAUUCGCAAAAAAUCCAUUCACCAAAGAAGAUAUUCCCAUUUAUGUUGCACCUUAUGUCGUAUCAGAUUAUGGUACUGGAGCCGUCAUGGGUGUACCAGCUCAUGACAAGCGUGAUUUUGAGUUUUGUCAUGUAAAUAAAGUGACUGAAAAUAUCAAGUUUGUCGUGGAGCCAUCUAUCAAGCCUGUGGAUGAACCUGUGGAUAAGAGCACACCAUUCACAGCAGAAGGUAUCUUGACAGAACUAUCUGGUCCUUACAAAGGCAUGAAAUCCAAAGAAGCUGCCAAGGCCAUAUUAAGGGAUGCACAGAAAAUGGGAAUUGGUCGUCCUACAACACAAUAUCGUCUGCGUGAUUGGUUACUAUCUAGACAACGCUAUUGGGGCGCACCUAUUCCAAUAAUUCACUGCCCUACCUGUAAGGUUGUUCCUGUACCUAAGGAGGAUCUUCCGGUAAGUCUGCCUCUAGAUGUUGAAUUCUCUGGAAAGGGUCAUUCGCCCCUUGCGCGUAAAGAGGAUUGGGUUAAAUGCAAAUGUCCAAAGUGUCAUGGACCCGCUAGACGUGAAACGGACACAAUGGAUACAUUUGUAGACUCAUCAUGGUACUUUAUGAGAUACACAGAUCCACACAACAAGUCUUUACCGUUUGAUCCCGAGAAGGCAUCAGCGCUACUACCUGUAGAUAUAUAUAUUGGUGGUGUAGAACAUGCCAUUCUUCAUCUUCUCUAUUCCCGAUUCAUUUCGAAAGCAUUACUGAAACAAGGAGCCUAUCACCAAUCCGCAGAAACCAAACCUGGAAAUGGUGAGCCCUUUAACAUCUUAUUGACUCAGGGAAUGGUACAUGGUCGUACAUUUAAAGACCCCAACACAUCGAGGUUCCUUAAACCAGAGGAGGUUGAUGCAUCAGAUCCCGCCAAUCCAAAGAUUAUUGCCACAGGCGAAACCCCUUUGAUCACUUUUGAAAAGAUGUCAAAGAGCAAAUACAAUGGUGUGGAUCCAGUGAAUGUGAUCACUGAGUGUGGUGUGGAUCCUACCCGUCUACAUAUACUUUAUAAAGCACCACCUUCAGAAGUUCUCGAAUGGGAUGACACGAGCAUUGUCGGCAUGCAGCGGUGGCUGGCCAAGGUUUUGAAAUUGUCACAAUCUAUUUCCAAAAAUACGAAUGCUUUACCCCUAAUCAAAAAUAUGACAAAGGAUGAAAAGGAGCUGUAUAGAAUGACACAUCAGACGAUUAUGCAAGUAACAGAAAACAUGGCAAGGACUUAUUCCUUCAAUACCGUCAUCUCUGAUUUGAUCAAACUUUCCAAUGCCAUUUCAUCAAGCACGGCCCCAACAGACUCCCCAGUGUAUUAUCAUGCAGUUCAAUCCCUUGUCAAGAUGAUGGCUCCCAUGGCACCUGCCAUGAGCGAAGAAUGCUGGGAAUACGUUGGCACUAAUAAAGAGAGCGUGCUUCAGCAAGCUUGGCCAUCAUUUGAGCCCGCUGCUUUAGAAAAAGAUGAAAUUACCUGUGUGAUUCAGGUCAAUGGAAAGACAAGAUUUACCAUGACAGUCUCUAAAGAAUUAUCAAACAAUUCAAGUGAAAUUGAAAAACUCGCUAGACAGACGGAAACGGGUCAAAGAUGGCUUGGAGACAAAACGAUUAGAAAGACCAUUUUAGCAAAAAAGGGAGAGCUUGUUAACUUUGUAAUUUAA